CCUCCACCCCUAGUCUCCACACCCCUACCCCAUCCCACAGCUCCACCUCCAGUAUCAACUCCCUCUCUUCCCUCAUCUCCACCCCUUCUGACCUCCCCACACUCCACAGCCCCUCCUCUGCUGACAUGUCUGCCCCCUCUCCUUCCCCCUCUCAUUCCCCCACUCCCACCCUCUCUCCCUCCAUCUCCCUAUCUCCUCCUCCCUCCAUUGUCCUCAGCACCCACAGUGCAGCUGCCCUGAAGAAGGGCACACAGCAGCUGAUCCCCAAAGGGCUGGCGUCCCUGAGCAAGGCCGCUCCUGCUGGGGUACAGAGCCACGGCAUGGGGGGUCUGCUGGGCCUGGAUCCUACCAAGCGGGCCCUGCGAGCCCUCAGCAUGGUGGAGACUGGAUCCUUCUUCUCCACUGGUGUAGGGUCCGGGGGAGGGGGGACAGACCAGGAUGAGAGCACUGGGACUCUGAAGAGAGGGUUGAGGUCUACCUCGUACAGGAGAGCAGUGGUAAGUGGAGUGGAAAUGGAAAUACCAUCUGAUGACCUCAAGACCCAUCGUCUGUCCCAACCUGUAGACCCAAAGAGCCAUCGUCUGUCCCAACCUGUACUCAGAGGUCUACAGGAGGUCAAGGAGAGACCGACCAGCCCUGGGAAGAAGAACAAGAGUCCUGAUAAGAAGCCAGGACUGAUCACACAGAGGACAUUUGACAGUGAAGAGGAGGAACUGUAUCAGAACUACCAGGAGAAAGCUCUUCACAAUGACUCUGAUGAGGACCAGUCCAGAGAGGCCAAACCUGAUGACCGCAUCGUGAUGCAGUACAGACCCAUACGCACCUCCUGGAGCCAACUCAGUGUGGUAAAGAAGAGUGGCGUUUCUGAUAAACUCAGCCAGGAGGAGCGGAAAAGACAAGAGGCCAUAUUUGAGUUGAUAUCGUCAGAACACUCCUACCUCCACAGUCUGGAGGUUCUGAUCCGGAUGUUUCAGAACUCAGCAGAGCUCAGUGACACCAUGACCAAGACCGAGCACCACCACCUCUUCUCCAACAUCACAGACGUGUGUGAGGCCAGCAAGAAGUUCUUUAAAGAGUUAGAGGAUAUACACCAGCAGAACAUUGUUAUAGAUGACAUCAGUGACGUUGUGUUCAGACACGCCCAGUCCAACUUUGACCCCUACAUCACCUACUGCUCCAAUGAGGUUUAUCAGCAGAGGACCCUACAGAGGCUAGUAAGUAGUAAGAGUCCAGUGUUUAAGGAGGUGUUGACUCGUAUUGAGGGCCACCCAGACUGCAGGAACCUCCCAAUGAUCUCCUUCCUGAUCCUGCCGAUGCAGAGAGUCACACGCCUGCCUCUGCUGAUGGACGUCAUUUGUCAGAAGGCUCCCAAGGACUCUGCCCAGUAUGAGACCUGUAAGAAAGCCCUCCAAUCAGUCAGCAAGGUGGUGCGACAGUGUAACGAAGGGGCCCGUACAAUGGAGAGAACAGAGAUGAUGUACACCAUCAACUCCCAACUGGAGUUUAAAAUCAAGCCCUUCCCACUGGUGUCGUCCUCUAGGUGGAUGGUGAAGAGAGGGGAGCUCACAGCCUUCGUGGAGGAGAACGGCAUCUUCUCCAAGAAGACGUCACGGCAGCAGGUCUACUUCUUCCUCUUCAACGACGUCCUCAUCCUCACCAGGAAGAAGAGUGAGGACAGCUACACAGUGAUAGACUAUGCUCUGAGGGGGCAAAUUUGGGUGGGACCCUGCCAGGCCGAGGAUGUCAACCUAUCACCCGUCAGAAGCACCGCUGGAAUGCUGACAUCACGGCAGCCUGGGGCCAGCCACCUCUUCCGCCUGCGUUUCCGUAGCAACCACUCCGGAGACAAGGUGCCCAUGGUCCUGGGGGUGGAGCGAAUGAAUGAGCGUGCUCGCUGGAUCAGUGCUCUGGGCCAGAGCAGCAAUGACGAGAAGAACCAAGACCGAACCAAUGCCAUGCAGGUGGAGGUGACGAGGACGUACACAGCCAAGCAGCCUGAUGAGCUGUCACUGCAGGUGGCUGACGUGGUCCUGGUGUCACAGACUGUGGAGGAUGGCUGGUAUGAGGGCGAGCGACUCCGUGAUGGCGAGAGGGGUUGGUUCCUGUCAGAAUGUGCUGAACCAAUCAUGUGCCAGGCCACUAUUGAGCGCAACGUGCAGAGAAUGGACCGCCUCCAGGGGCUGGAAACCAAUGUGUGAGCUGGAAUUGUAGGCUCCACCCAUUAAAUACACCAGUGACCUGCCUUCAAUCAGACACACCAAUGAGUGAGCUUUAUGCCAGCAACAGCCCUCCACCUAACACACCAAUAGAAAGUCUCCUUGGUCAACAGAGCAAUGUGUGAGAUCUUUCUGCCAGCGACUGAAUACACCAAUGAGCCGCCUUCAAGCACUAUCAACCAAUGAGAGUGCUGACUGCCACUAAAUGCACCAAUAGAAUCUCUCUGUGGUCAACAGACACAGGUAUGCCAGCUGACUGCAUCUAUUAGAAUGGGUUUGGGGUCCAGUGAUUGUUACCCAUGCAGUCUAACAUUCUCCAUCUUCUACCAAUCUCUAUGGUAAGGAAGUUUGACCCUAUCACCUGUCAACAACACUUUGACUCCUCCCACUGAUGGAAGACUGUCCAACCACUGCCCGUGUGACUGCUUUUUGGCCCCGAAGGACAUACCACUUGGACACACGCGCACACAGAACGUGCUGGGGUCAAAGUUUAAAACUGCCACGUGGAUUGGUCACCUAUAAUAACAGUAGAUUACAACUAAUAUAACAUGUAUUCAUUUAAUUUCCUUCUGAAAUACUCCCCAGGAAUGAAGCUUACCUUCUGUACUACAUAACGAAGAUUUAUAUUAGUAUAUUUUCUGUCAUGCUUUUUAAAGUGCCAGGUUGUUGUGAUGGGACAGGUCAGUUUCACUUCUGCUCUGUGGUCAGGUUAUAGUGUGUGAUGAGACUGUUGGGGAAGAGGCUCAUUGUAGACACACAAAUUACACUUUACGUUAGACUUGUCUGUGUGUGGCUAGGAGGCAUUUUUUAAUGUAACUGAAUGUGACGACGGUCCAAAAUGGCCAAAUAAACGGAUCAUUUCUAGACUUCCCUGUGUGGCCGGUAGGAGCCAAAAUGGCAGAAUGACCAGUCCAGUUUCCUGACUUCCCUCUGGUUAGAAGGUUACAGUAGAGUGAGGCUGAAUGUAAGGAGCCAAAAUGGCAGAAUGACCAGUCCAGUUUCCUGACUUCCCUCUGGUUAGAAGGUUACAGUAGAGUGAGGCUGAAUGUUAUGAUGGCCUACAAAGUACAAAAGAAACUUCCACAUUCAUGCGCUAACCCCGAUUCCCAACACCUCCUAACCCCGAUUCCUUAGCCAUUUUAGAUACCUUAACUAUUGAACAGGUAUUAGCAGUAUGGGCAUAGCUUCACCUUGCACUCUGCUGAGGGUUGAACCAUGGUUACAUAUGCAAUUCGUUCAGCGUUACACACUGCCUAGGGCCUGGAAGUCGAUCUGUAACUGGGCACUUUAUCUCCAUCUUAAUGUCACCUUACAUAAACGGAGACCUUUCCGUCCCACAAACCUCCGUCAGUCCUGCCUCUGGGUGUGAGGAUUGCCCUGGGGUGGCUUUUAGAAGGCCUAGAGCUGGAAGUUUUAAAAACAAAUACCCUCCUUAUGAUUUCUGUGACGAGCGACAGGAGAGAAAAUGAACCGGUGCGAUGCUCUGGGUUCUAAAACUGGAAAAAGCCAGCCAAGGUUUCAACAUGAUCGUCCGGACGUGAUUAAUCUGUUAAGUGUGUAAUGUUGUCUUACAUUGCUAAGGGAAACAAAGAAUGGCCUGAUCAGCUUCCUGUUGCAACACCGUUCAUCAAACCAGACCUCUACUCUACAUCUGGUCUGACCCAGACCACUACUCUACAUCUGGUCUGACCCAGACCACUACUCUACAUCUGGUUUGACCCAGACCACUACUCUACAUCUGGUCUGACCCAGACAAAAAAAAGUUUAAUUUGCACUCAGGGAUAAACUGUGAUGACACACAUUUAACCCAUGUAAAUAUGUAACUAAUGACUUCUGUUUUAAACAUAUGUAAUCCACAGCUAUAGGAUUUAUAUUGCAGAUGAUGUCAUUUAGAUAUUUUAUCUAACUCUUGUUAAUAAAAGUGCUAUGUUGUA
Molecule: messenger RNA, 4150 nt
Organism: Oncorhynchus tshawytscha (Chinook salmon)
Lineage: Eukaryota; Metazoa; Chordata; Actinopteri; Salmoniformes; Salmonidae
Product: rho guanine nucleotide exchange factor 26-like
Exons: 14
Coding region: 126-2198 (690 amino acids)
Biological process (GO): activation of GTPase activity
Molecular function (GO): protein binding; guanyl-nucleotide exchange factor activity
Source: RefSeq, a predicted model, not a curated record